Tricharina praecox is the source of this 1424-nucleotide messenger RNA. Its product is annotated as isopentenyl-diphosphate delta-isomerase. The coding region runs from base 483 to 1271 and encodes 262 amino acids. The transcript has 4 exons. The record is from RefSeq and is a predicted model, not a curated record. Lineage: Eukaryota; Fungi; Ascomycota; Pezizomycetes; Pezizales; Pyronemataceae. Gene Ontology annotation, biological process: isopentenyl diphosphate biosynthetic process; isoprenoid biosynthetic process. Gene Ontology annotation, cellular component: cytoplasm. Gene Ontology annotation, molecular function: isopentenyl-diphosphate delta-isomerase activity.
CGACUCCCCCACCCCCUUCCGCGAAGUUUUAACUUUUAAAGUUGUGUCUACUUGUGUAAAACGUUAAACGGCCGAGCACCCCUCGCUGCUGAUGGUGACUGGUCCCUUGCCUUCCCGUCCCGGAGACGGCCAAACUUGAAGCAACGAAGCAUCAAACCAACGAAUUCGCACGCCGGAACGAGGAAUGGAUGCCAACAUGCAGAAAUCGGUGACCUAGCCAUUGAAGUCCGUUACAGGCUUCACGGCAAUCAUUCAUGAGUAGUGCACUUGAAAGACGGGGUGGUGAAGGUAUUUAACUGAGUACUGCGGUGCGAGACCUCUCUCCUCUUCGCCUAAACUCAAUUCUCCACCCCCACCCCACUGCCCCUGUUCGCACACGCGAACUCUCAACUCGCCGCCGCUCAUCACCAUCUCGACCGAACACUAUCGGCCACCCUCCAAACCACCCCCAUCUCUAUCCACCUUAUUACGAGUUCAACACGAUGGCAGCCACUACUACCAUCACCUCCGCUCAGGUGGAACCCAUCACCUCCGAGAACAUCAUCCGGCUCUUUCCCGAAAUCGACACCGCCCUCGCCACCACCUCGCGCGAGAGCUCUGAGCUCGAUGGCUACAACGAGGAGCAGGUUCGUCUGAUGGACGAGGUCUGCAUCGUCCUCGACAAUGACGACAAGCCUAUCGGCAGUGCCUCCAAGAAGAUCUGCCAUCUGAUGAAGAACAUUGACCGUGGUCUCCUGCACCGCGCCUUCUCCGUUUUCCUGUUCGAUUCCGAGAAGCGUCUCCUCCUCCAGCAGCGUGCCGAUGAGAAGAUCACCUUCCCUUCCAUGUGGACCAACACCUGCUGCUCGCACCCCUUAGGAAUUCCCGGAGAGACCGGUGCCGAGCUCGAGGCUGCCAUCAUGGGUGUCAAGCGGGCUGCCCAGCGCAAGCUCAACCAGGAGCUCGGUAUUCCGACUACCCAGGUCCCUCCGGAGAUCUUCCACUUCCUGACCAGGAUCCACUACAAGGCACCUAGCGAUGGUAUGUGGGGUGAACACGAGAUUGACUACAUCCUGUUCGCUCAGAAAAAUGUUGACCUCGACAUCAACCCCAACGAGGUCAAGGCGUACAAGUACGUCACGGCGGAGGAGCUCAAGGCCAUGUUCAAGAAUGAGGGCCUCACGUUCACGCCAUGGUUCAAGCUCAUCUGCGAGACCAUGCUCUUCGAGUGGUGGGCCAACUUCGACAACCUCGAGGCGUACAAGAACGAGCAGGAUAUUCGCCGCAUGUAGAUAUUGUCUGGUUUGUCUGUCGUGAUUGUGGUCUUGGCGGGCGGGCGCGAAUGAUGAUACCAUUGGUGUUUCCGACUUUGUUUGAAUUGCUUGAAAAAUAAAAUUUGGGUUUUCAUGUUUGUUCCCCACAGUUCGUACAUAACGCACCCUGUC